AUGGAGUUCGGCCACAAGGGAGUGUUGAACGAGGAUGGCAUCCACGUCGACAUGGACCGGUUGAAGAAGGGCGAGGUCAACCUGGGAACCUCCAUCAUGGCGGUGACAUUCAAAGACGGCGUCAUCCUGGGCGCUGACUCCCGGACGACGACCGGUGCCUACAUCGCGAACAGAGUGACGGACAAGUUGACGAGGGUACACGACACCAUCUGGUGCUGCCGGUCAGGCUCGGCAGCGGACACACAGGCCGUGGCGGACAUUGUCCAAUACCAGCUGGGCCUCUUCGCCAUGCACAGCGGCAAGCCGCCGAUGACGCAGACGGCCGCGUCGAUAUUCCAGGAGAUUUGCUACUCCAACAAGGACCGCCUGAGCGCGGGUUUGAUCAUUGCCGGCUGGGACGAGCGGUUCGGCGGCCAAGUCUACUCAAUCCCGCUCGGCGGCUCGCUGCACAAGCAGGCGUAUGCGAUCGGCGGCUCUGGGUCGACCUACAUCUACGGCUACUGCGACGCCAACUGGAAGGAGGGCAUGGAGGAGGAGGACGCCGUCAACUUCGUCAAGGGCGCGCUGCGGGAGGCGAUCAAGUGGGAUGGCAGCUCAGGCGGCGUGAUUCGCAUGGUGGUCCUGACGAAGAAGGGAGCCGACAGGCACCUGUACCUGCCGGACACGGACUACAAGGUGCGGCACGAGUAG
Purpureocillium lilacinum is the source of this 690-nucleotide messenger RNA. Its product is annotated as proteasome subunit beta type-1. Gene Ontology annotation, cellular component: proteasome core complex. Gene Ontology annotation, molecular function: threonine-type endopeptidase activity. Lineage: Eukaryota; Fungi; Ascomycota; Sordariomycetes; Hypocreales; Ophiocordycipitaceae. The record is from RefSeq and is a predicted model, not a curated record.